UGAUAUGACUUCUGUGAUUCACGCUUCUUUAUCGGUUUUAUUCCAACCGCCAAACUGUUGCAAAUAAGAGCAUGUGCAGCACUAUGGAAUAUGAAGAGAGUUACAUGUUGCAAGACAGAGCACAUGGAGUAGUAUGAAAGUGGGAAAAUGAAGAUUCCACGUUUGAAAAGCCAUUUCAGAGCUAGAUCUCGUGGAUGGAAGACACGGAAUAUUAUAUCACUAUUUCUAUCCGGAAUUAUAUGUUAUGCAUUAAGCAAACGACUGAAAUUAAGCAUUAGAAAUCAUGGUGAUAUUCCAUCAAUAAAUUUAAAAAGGAAUGAAAUUGGAAGAACCAGAGUCUAUCAAGAAAAACAUGAUUUAUCAGACAAUAUGAACGCCAUUGAAAACUAUGUAAUUCGACCUCCGAAAAUUAUCGUUGAAGACAAAAAAGAUGGUAUAAUUGAAGAAAUAAAAACAGAAAAGUCCAAAACGAUUAAAAAUAUUGACAUGAAGCAAAAGAGCGCAAAGGAAAAAGUCGAGAACUUUUCUUCGCUAAAAGACACCCGACCGCCUAUUAUUUUAGUGUGGAAAGCCAUGGAAUAUCAAAUGAGAAAUUACCUGAAACAUCUGGAAUAUUUUUCUCCGAAAGAAUGUGGAGGAUGCCAGGUGACGACAAAUAGAUCACUUGUUAGAGAAUGUUCAGCCUUGGUUCAUUUCAAUGCACCGGAUUUACAAAAAUACAUGGAUGUACCUGAUCCAAAAACCAGAAAUCCCGACCAGAUCUACGCGUUCUGGUCUCGUGAGACUCCAUCAAAAACAUACAAGUUCAGAAAGACGUUACAAGAUCCCCGAUUUGAUCCCAUAUUUAAUCUGACAAUGAAUUUUCGUGUAGAUGCUGAUAUCAUAGAUUAUUUUGGAAAUAUUGAGUACGAGCUAAGAUUUUUUCAAACUAAGAAUCGGGACGGGAUUUGGUUGAAGAAGAUAAUGAAGCGAAAGAACGGUCUUGCUAUUUGGGCUGUCAGCAAUUGCAACAGUACAUAUGGCGCUACAGAAAGAAUGAAAUACGCAAAAUCAUUAAUUGAAGCCGGACUGAAUCUAACAACAUAUGGGGAUUGUUUUAAUAACAGAUAUCAAUCGAGAACUAUGACCCAAGAAAUAAUGCGGCAUAGAUUUUAUCUAUCUUUCGAAAACUCAGUUCACUGCCCUGAUUAUGUUUCGGAAAAAUUCUGGAGAAACGGCUUCCGAGGGGGAGCAGUUCCCAUAGUUUGGGGACCCCGACGCGAGGACGUUGCUAAACAAGCCCCUCCGCAUUCGUAUAUCCAUACUGAAGACUUUGAAACACCAGAAAAGCUAGUCAAAUAUUUGAAUUAUUUGAAUACAAAUGAUACAGCAUAUAAAGAAUAUCACUCUUGGAGAUUUCGACCAGUUGACAAUACAAUUUCUGAAUAUGAUAUUGAACCAAAUCACAAAUCAACACUGUGCAGACUUUGUAAGAAAAUUUUCGAAAAACCACGAAUUCACAAAACGAUUCCAUCCGUUUAUAAGUGGUUGUAUGAAACACGAUAUUCAGAUGAUCUUUGUUUCAAAUAAAUUGUAUAUACUACUUUUUAGUGUCGUCAUGAAGUAAGUUUUAUAAAUACACCCUACUUAAUCAAGCUUUACAUUUAUAUAAACAAUGAAUGGAUACGCAACUCUGACCUAAAAGAUUCCAUUUUUUCUAAAAAUUGUGGCUCUUUACGUACCAUUGCCAGCUUGUUUACAGCUUAUUUCAAAGAAAAGGUGUGAACUUGUCGCGCUAUCGAUAGUUUGCAAUGAAAAUAGAAUUAAACCUUAAAAGAAAUUUUUAUAUUAACAAGUGUGUUCAUGAUGAAGAUCCAAAAAUGUGAAUACUUGGUAAAUAAAUCAAAGCGCAGUUAUUUUAAUUCAUUUUAUCAUAAUGAAAAGAAUUGUUGGCGCCAGCAACCAUUUGUCCGAAUAUGAAAAGUAAUGUACUACAUGGAGAAAUUUCAAAUCGAUCAUGCCGUUCCCAUUUUUUGCUUCUUCUUGUAAUUGGAUUGAAAAAACUCUUUCAAUGCAAAUACCAAAAUGAAUGUGUGCUUGCUUGUAGCAGUCAAUUAAAAAACAUUUUAUCAUUUAAUCGAACGCAUUAUGAAAAAUGAAUAAUGCAUUCAUGCUUUUCCCUAGUGGGUUAUUAUUGAUUGUGCAAUAAUAAAUUAAUAAUGCUGGA
Messenger RNA from Styela clava, 2206 nucleotides. Its product is annotated as 3-galactosyl-N-acetylglucosaminide 4-alpha-L-fucosyltransferase FUT3-like. Gene Ontology annotation, cellular component: membrane. NCBI's taxonomy places the organism in Eukaryota, Metazoa, Chordata, Ascidiacea, Stolidobranchia, Styelidae. The record is from RefSeq and is a predicted model, not a curated record. Gene Ontology annotation, molecular function: alpha-(1->3)-fucosyltransferase activity.